Carya illinoinensis is the source of this 533-nucleotide messenger RNA. Its product is annotated as 40S ribosomal protein S29. Bases 106 to 276 code for a protein of 56 amino acids. NCBI's taxonomy places the organism in Eukaryota, Viridiplantae, Streptophyta, Magnoliopsida, Fagales, Juglandaceae. The transcript has 3 exons. Gene Ontology annotation, molecular function: zinc ion binding; structural constituent of ribosome. Gene Ontology annotation, biological process: translation. The record is from RefSeq and is a predicted model, not a curated record. Gene Ontology annotation, cellular component: ribosome; cytosolic small ribosomal subunit.
CUUCCUUAUAAAGUGAUUCCAUGAGGUUAGGGUUUUGCAGAUCCCUUGGUUCUGUUGGAAGCUAGCGAAGCGGCUAUUGCGUUCAGGGAGCUUGUACGGAGAGAAAUGGGUCAUUCCAACGUCUGGAAUUCGCAUCCGAAAAACUACGGUCCUGGUUCUCGUGCUUGCCGAGUCUGCGGUAACCCUCAUGGUUUAAUUCGGAAGUAUGGGCUGAUGUGCUGCCGGCAGUGCUUCCGCAGCAAUGCCAAGGAGAUUGGCUUUAUCAAGUACCGCUGAAGACUGGCUACGCCGAGAAAGUUUAUGUCUGAAGAAGUCUGCAUCUGCUUCUUCCCCCAAACCUUCCCUGCUUUUUUUUUUCUUUUAAAAUGAAAAAAUGUACUCUUAUUUGCUUGAACUAGUAGUGGUGUUUUUCCUUUAGUUUGUUCGCUUACCAGUCUUGUUUAAUGGUGAUAAUAUGUGUUGAAUCCCAAAUUUCUUAGCUUUGAGGUGUAUUCUUUUUAGACUCUUAUUAUUAAAAGCUUUAGCAACGAUAA